AAUCGAUCUGCUUUUUAUCCGCACCAACUGCAGGCCGGACGUAGAAAUUCCCUACCCAUUUUCUGCGAUUCUCAGCUGAUCAGCAGAUAUCACUUCAUCUGCCAUGGCAUUGUGCUCAAGCUUUCUCCCGCACAUUCCCAACCAUCUCAGAGGAAGACCCAUCUCUGUUUUCCCCAGAAAAGCUCUCUCCUUAGUUUCUUUCAAGGCUUUCUCUUCUCAAACGCUCGGCUCUACGGCCGAAGAUGGAUCGCCAGCACGUUUUGGGUUUUUAGGUCUUGGGAUUAUGGGCUCUCCAAUGGCACAGAAUCUCAUUAAAGCUGGAUGUGACGUUACUGUCUGGAAUAGGACGAAGAGCAAAUGUGAUCCUCUCAUCAGCUUGGGUGCAAAGCAUAAAUCUUAUCCUGAGGAAGUAACCGCAUGUUGUGAUAUAACAUUUGCUAUGCUGGCUGAUCCUCAGAGUGCAGUUGAUGUUGCUUGUGGAAAGCAUGGGGCUGCAAGUGGAAUGGGUCCUGGUAAAGGGUAUGUCGAUAUUUCUACUGUUGAUGGUGCUACUUCUAAAUUGAUAUCUGGACAUAUCAAAGCUACAGGGGCAUUAUUUUUGGAGGCUCCCGCUUCAGGAUCCAAAAAGCCAGCAGAAGAUGGGCAACUGAUAUUUCUUACUGCAGGUGACAAAUCUCUAUAUGAAAGAGUUGCGCCACUAUUAGACGUCAUGGGGAAGUCAAGGUUUUACCUUGGGGAUGUUGGGAAUGGAGCUGCAAUGAAACUUGUUGUCAACAUGAUCAUGGGAAGUAUGAUGGCAUCUUUUUCUGAAGGGUUGCUUCUUGGAGAGAGAGUGGGAUUGGAUCCAAGUGUAUUGGUUGAGGUAGUCUCACAAGGUGCCAUUAGUGCACCAAUGUUCUCAACCAAAGGUCCUUCAAUGGUCCAAUCCCUCUAUCCCACUGCAUUUCCUUUAAAGCACCAGCAAAAGGACUUGAGGCUAGCUCUUGGCUUAGCAGAAUCUGUUUCCCAGCCCACUCCAAUUGCAGCAGCUGCAAAUGAAUUGUACAAGGUAGCAAAGUCCAAUGGCCUAAGUGACCAGGAUUUCUCAGCAGUCAUUGAAGCUCUGAAAGUAAAACUACAACACUCAACAAAACCGUAAAACCUGUCAUCGGUUUUAAUUAAUGUUGACAAAUGAGUACCCUUAAGCUCGCUGAUUUAAGCACGGCAAGAUGGGUAUUGUCCAAUUGAGUUCCACCUUUCAUUCUGUAAGCUCUCAAGUUCCUUAAAUUUCAUGUAAAUUUUUACGAGGGAAUAACUAGUUUUGUUAGAGACUACCUUUCCAGUACGGUUCAUAAGCCCCUUCCCCCCCCCCCCCAACCCUUUUUUUUGUAUUCUUAUAUUUCUAAUUUUUGGGUCAUUCCCCCCUUUUCAAUUCAAUGUAAUCAUACAGGGUGCACUUGGGGCCACACAUGCUCCCUUUUCUUUUGGAAGAAUGUAGUUCGCAUAUUCUGUUUUC
Messenger RNA from Malania oleifera, 1495 nucleotides. RefSeq names its product glyoxylate/succinic semialdehyde reductase 2, chloroplastic. Gene Ontology annotation, cellular component: chloroplast. NCBI's taxonomy places the organism in Eukaryota, Viridiplantae, Streptophyta, Magnoliopsida, Santalales, Ximeniaceae. Bases 104 to 1138 code for a protein of 344 amino acids. The transcript is spliced from 12 exons. Gene Ontology annotation, molecular function: NADP binding; glyoxylate reductase (NADPH) activity; NAD binding. The record is from RefSeq and is a predicted model, not a curated record.